Messenger RNA from Linum trigynum, 2691 nucleotides. Lineage: Eukaryota; Viridiplantae; Streptophyta; Magnoliopsida; Malpighiales; Linaceae. The record is from the annotation of a GenBank genome assembly.
GAGCCCUGAAGCAGUAGGAGCCGUGGUGGGCAGGGAGUGAUUCCGGCGAGCUGCUGUCGGCCUGCCGCCUCCAAAUCUCCAAUUCCAAAAAGCGCUGGUUCGCCGCCUCUCUCCCCCUCUUGAACCCGGCGAAGGAAACAGAGAAAACAGAAGAAUUGAACCCAUCUUCGCCGCCUCUCUCCCCCUCUUGAACCCACCUCGUCAGUCGUCGCCUCCAAAAACCACCGCGACCUCGUCGUCUCCAAAUCUCCAAUUCCAGACAACGCCGAUAAGACACCGCCUCUCUCACCCUCUUGAACCCACCUCGUCAGUUGUCACCUCCAAAAAUCACCGCGACCUUGUCGCCUCCUAUUCCAGACAACACCGAUUGAUUGUUGUUCUCCCAAGGUCACCGUUCGCGCCGCCUCCAAUUCCAGACCCACCUCGUCGCCUCCUUCACGAAGGUCAGAAACUCGCUUUCCUCUCCAUCAUUUCUCGUCCAGCUCCAUCAAGGAACGUUAAUCACUCCAUUCGCCCAAACCCACGAACUGAAAUUUUGUUCGUUGCUUCUCCGUUCCGCCGUCUCAAAGGUUGAACAGGUACUUUCUAAUCGAACCUCUUCCCCAUUGUUUCACCAUUGGAAUUUCCGAUUUUGUGAAUUCUUGCAGUGAACUCUAAGCUCGAAUGAACAUUUAGUACUUUGGCUUGGAGCAGCCAAAAUUUGAAGUUCUUGAAUCAGACUUGUCCAGUUCCAAUCUGAAGUACUAAAAUCUCAGGUAAUUUCCUUCCCCUUCCCCUUUCCAGUUGCAUUUUGUAUUAAGCAGUUGUUAGUCAUGGUGAGUUGGUCUUUAAUUUGAUGAACAACUUCUGGGCUAUCUCAUGUUGGGGUUGAGAAAUGGUAGAGUUUUGCAGAUGGGUUCAUUUCCAGUUUUGCAGAUUUAUUCAAAGUCUGUUACAUCUUCUUUUUAUGUGUAUGGUGCUCCUUCAUUUGUUCUUAGAACCAUCAUUCUGAACUGAAUUAUUGUUGCUUGAGGAGAAUCUAAUUCUUAAGUUGCUAGCACAAGGAAGGAUCAGAGUUCACUUCAGUUUCUAUUACUACCCUCCUAUAUGACAUAUCAGAGUGGUUGUGCAUUCAUAACUAAGUCAUGAAGUUUCCCGUUGCAAAUUGAUUUGUAGUGUCAAAUGAAGUUGUGCAUUCAUAAAUAAGUCUGGAAUUGGAUUGAUUUCAGGAUGUCUAGUCAACAAAUGAAUGUUAUGAGAAAUGAUGAUGUUGGUAGUUCCGGAGAUGAGGCUCAUUUUGCAGCAAUGUCGACGUUUACGGGUCGGACAAGUGUUCAACGAAAGCGACAAAGAACUUCUAAGGCAUGGGAGACAUUUACUUUUAUCCCUGGGAAUCAGUUUGCAGAUAAUAUAUCAAGAGCACAAUGCAAAAACUGUCCCAAGCUUUAUGUGGUUGGUAAAGGUAUUUCUAAUCUCACUCGUCAUAGUUUUAAGUGUAUUGGACGUGCAAUUGAAGUGCCAGUGUCUAAUGUUGGAAGCUCAAAAGCAAUAGAUCAAAAUAGAUUUAAGGAGCUAAUGGCUAUCAUAAAACAUGGGUAUGAAUUUGCAAUGGUUGAGCAUGGUGGACUUCAAGAUGUGAUGGCCUACUUGAAUGAUGAUUUUAAGUCAUUUACUCAGAAUGUAAUGCUGAAUGUUUUCUGACCCAAACUUGAUUGUGAAUGAAGUUAGGGUCUUUAGUUUGCUUAGCCCUGUUGUCCUGUUAAGAAUCAGGAAAUGAGGGGAGUGCUGUUUGUUUUUGCUGCUAAAAUUAAUUGUUCUUCACUGGUAAAAUGACUGAUUGCUUCUGAUGCUACUGGCUGCAGCUGAUGAUCAUCAUCAUUGAUCAGUGUAAACAUGAAGAAGUGAAAUGAGGUUGGGGAGUCACUAGUCAAAUGAUACUUGAAAUACUAGCAGAUCGACUUCAGAUUCAAGUUUGUAAAUAGUCAGUUUGUAAACUGUUGUUGGAAGAAACAAUAGCAACAGAAUCCUCCGAUUCAGGGCGAGAAACAGAAAUUCUGAAGCUCAACACCAUCGCCGACAGCGACGGCGCCGGAUUGAACAAGCUACAGUUUACGAUCACGGUCCCGAUGUCCUUCGCCCUCACGCCGGUCUUCUCCAACAGCUCGUCGAUGGCGCCGAACAUCUCCCAUGUUUUCCUUUGUUUCCUUAUUCUGUUUCCGGUCUUCUCCAUGAGAUGAACUCAUCAUGCUCUGCUCCGGGAGACUCUCGCCGCCGAUCGAGGCAGGGAUUUAAUGGCAUCGUAGAAGUCGAUUUCGUUGCCGUUGAGUGUGAGCUCGAGGAGGGUUGCGGGAGGGAUUCCGCCAGCGCCGUUGCAUUCGUUUUGGCCCGUGGCGCAGUCGCCGGUGAGGCAGUUGAAUUUGUUGGUGGUAGAGUUGGUGGUGCAGCCCGUUCGGCCCCAGAUUCGGCCACUUGUCCAGUUGGGAGGGACCUGGAGGCUGGAGGUGUCGCCGACCGACUCAUCAUGCUCGCCGUCAUUGCUUUGCCUCCGGCAGACUCUUGUCGCCAGCGAUGACUGUUUCAGUGUUUCUCCAUCUGCGAAAAUCGUUUCCAUUUUUUUUUUGUCAAAGAAAAUAAAAUAUCAUGGAAAUAUAUACAGUUUGGUACCUAAAAUUUUUAUUAUCAAGUUGCAGUAUAUAAAGUUUUCAAAUUUGA